This is a messenger RNA of Dovyalis caffra, 2919 nucleotides long. NCBI's taxonomy places the organism in Eukaryota, Viridiplantae, Streptophyta, Magnoliopsida, Malpighiales, Salicaceae. The record is from the annotation of a GenBank genome assembly.
AUGAGUUCACUUUCAGGCAAUAUUAAAGACACAGAUGAUGCAGAGAAGAAGAAGGAAGGAAAAAAGAAGGAACAGAAGGUUCCAUUCUGGAAACUAUUUGCUUUUGCUGAUUUUUACGACUAUGUGUUAAUGGGGUUGGGAUCUCUUGGUGCAUGUGUUCAUGGAGCUUCAGUCCCUGUCUUCUUCAUUUUCUUUGGAAAGUUGAUAAACAUCGUUGGAUUGGCUUAUCUCUUUCCCAAGGAAGCUUCUCAUAAAGUAGCAAAGGUGGCAUGUUGGAUGCAUACUGGAGAAAGACAGGCAGCGAAGAUGAGAAUGGCAUAUCUAAAAUCAAUGUUGAGUCAAGAUAUAAGUUUAUUUGAUACUGAAGCUUCAACCGGAGAGGUCAUAGCUGCCAUUACAAGUGAUAUUAUUGUUGUGCAAGAUGCUCUUUCUGAAAAGGUUGGGAAUUUCAUCCACUAUAUAAGCCGAUUUAUUGGUGGAUUCAUAAUUGGGUUUAUUAGGGUAUGGCAAAUCAGUCUGGUGACACUGUCGAUAGUCCCUUUAAUCGCACUUGCUGGUGGCAUCUAUGCGUACAUAACAAUCGGCCUUAUUGCUAAAGUUCGUAAAUCUUACGUCAAGGCUGGCCAAAUCGCUGAGGAGGUGAUCGGAAAUGUUAGAACAGUGCAAGCAUUUGCAGGAGAAGAUAAGGCUGUGAGGUCAUAUAUAGAAGCUCUCAGAAACACGUACAAGUAUGGGAGAAAAGCAGGCCUGGCCAAGGGUCUUGGACUAGGGACCCUGCACUCUGUUCUUUUCCUAUCAUGGGCAUUGCUUGUUUGGUACACUAGCAUAGUUGUCCACAAGGAUAUUGCUAAUGGUGGCGACGCUUUCACCACUAUGCUCAAUGUUGUUAUUUCUGGCCUGUCACUGGGAAUGGCUGCACCAGAUGUUUCUUCAUUUCUCCGAGCCACGGCAGCAGCCUACCCUGUUUUUGAGAUGAUAGAGAGGAACACGAUGAGUAAAACCAGCUCAGAAUCUGGUCUAAAGCUAGAUAAAGUUGAUGGCCACAUUGAAUUCAAAGAUGUGCGUUUUAGGUACCCUUCUCGUCCUGAUGUAACGAUCUUCGAUAAAUUCUGCUUAGAUAUCCCUUCUGGGAAGAUUGUAGCUCUUGUCGGAGGAAGUGGGUCUGGAAAGAGCACGGUAAUAUCUUUGAUCGAACGAUUCUACGAGCCUUUAUUUGGAAAGAUACUGUUAGAUGGGAAUGACAUUCGGGACCUUGACCUCAAGUGGCUUAGGCAGCAAAUAGGACUAGUUAAUCAGGAGCCUGCUCUUUUUGCAACAAGUAUUAGAGAGAACAUUCUCUAUGGGAAAGAUGAUGCCACCCUUGAGGAGAUUACACGUGCUGCUAAACUUUCAGAAGCAAUGUCUUUUAUCAACAAUCUCCCGGACAGAUUUGAAACACAGGUUGGUGAGAGAGGAAUACAAUUGUCAGGUGGGCAAAAGCAAAGGAUUGCACUGUCACGUGCUAUCGUGAAAAAUCCAUCCAUUCUUUUGCUAGAUGAAGCUACAAGCGCACUGGAUGCUGAAUCUGAGAAAAGUGUGCAAGAGGCUCUUGAUCGUGCCAUGGUCGGGCGAACUACUGUAGUUGUAGCUCAUCGGCUUUCUACAAUAAGGAAUGCAGAUGUCAUUGCCGUGGUUCAGGAAGGGAAGAUAGUAGAAAUUGGGAGCCACGAGGAGCUCAUUUCAAACCCUCAAAGUACCUAUGCUUCACUCAUUCAUCUCCAGGAGACAGCUUCCCUGCAACGCCAUCCCUCACUUGGACGACCACUCAGCAUGAGGUAUUCUCGAGAAUUAUCCUACACAAGAUCAAGCUUUGGAGCAAGUUUUCGAUCUGACAAGGAUUCAGUUAGCCGGGCUGGUUUUGAUGGAUUGGAGCCCAUGAGGACGAGGAGUGUUUCGUUGAAAAGGUUGUAUUCCAUGGUUGGCCCUGAUUGGAUUUAUGGAGUAAUAGGCACCAUCGGUGCAUUUAUUGCCGGAUCCCAGAUGCCGCUUUUCGCUCUUGGAGUCACUCAAGCUCUCGUAUCCUACUACAUGGACUGGGACACAACUUGCCAUGAAGUCAAGAAGAUUGCAAUCCUGUUUUGCUGUGGUGCAGCAAUUAGUGAAAUCGUCUACAGCAUUGAACAUCUCUCUUUUGGAAUCAUGGGAGAGCGACUCACCCUUCGUGUGAGAGAAAGGAUGUUCUCCGCCAUUUUGAGGAACGAGAUAGGAUGGUUUGAUGAUUUGAACAAUACAAGUUCUAUGCUCGCAUCACGUCUUGAGAGUGAUGCAACUUUGUUAAGAACUAUAGUUGUUGAUCGAUCAACUAUUCUCUUGCACAAUGUUGGUUUGGUUGUCACCUCAUUUGUCAUCGCCUUCAUGUUGAACUGGAGGAUCACACUUGUUGUCAUAGCCACAUAUCCACUGAUCAUUAGUGGUCACAUAAGCGAGAAACUCUUCAUGAAAGGCUAUGGUGGCAACUUGAGCAAAGCAUAUCUAAAGGCUAACAUGCUGGCUGGUGAGGCUGUGAGUAACAUUCGCACCGUUGCUGCAUUUUGUGCUGAAGAAAAGAUACUUGACCUUUAUGCCCGGGAGCUUGUGGAGCCUUCCAAGAACUCAUUCACUCGUGGUCAGAUUGCCGGCAUAUUUUAUGGCAUAUGCCAGUUCUUCAUUUUCUCAUCUUAUGGCCUUGCCUUAUGGUACGGCUCUGUUCUGAUGGAGAAGGAGCUUGCUGGCUUUAAAUCUAUCAUGAAGUCAUUUAUGGUUUUGAUUGUAACUGCAUUAGCCAUGGGUGAAACUCUAGCAUUGGCGCCAGAUCUUCUGAAAGGGAACCAAAUGGCAGCUUCUGUCUUCGAUAUACUGGAUCGCAAGACACAGGUGAGGGAGAUGCAGGCGAAGAGUUGA